Messenger RNA from Rana temporaria (common frog), 2315 nucleotides. It is a transcript of the gene ZBTB8A, whose product is annotated as zinc finger and BTB domain containing 8A. The record is from RefSeq and is a predicted model, not a curated record. The coding region runs from base 377 to 1825 and encodes 482 amino acids. Lineage: Eukaryota; Metazoa; Chordata; Amphibia; Anura; Ranidae. The transcript is spliced from 6 exons. Gene Ontology annotation, molecular function: DNA-binding transcription factor activity, RNA polymerase II-specific; protein binding; RNA polymerase II cis-regulatory region sequence-specific DNA binding. Gene Ontology annotation, biological process: regulation of transcription by RNA polymerase II.
GCCCUCGGGCGUCAUCACGUGACCGGCCUUUGUCCGGACAUUCGGGUGACGGAAGCUACACCGGAGAAACCAAAAGCGGGCGAGAAGUGGCGCCGAAACGGGCGAGCACCCGAAAAAAAUAAGUGGUGUGUUGGCCUUCAUGCACACAGCCAUACAGCUUGCAGAGCAGGUGGGGGACCCGAGAAGAGGAUCAGGGCUGCUCUGUGCAAAACCAUUGCACAGGGCAGUUCAGGGAAACAGCUGAUAGGAGAAGAAAGAAGAGCUAAUCGGUGUACUUCUUCUCCUUUUAUUGUCCAGUCGCAAGGUGAGGAAAAGAUGUGAAAGUGAAACUGCAGCAGAGGAAGAGAAGGUGCUGUUGGCAAAAUCUCAGGACUGAAUGGACAAAUUAAAUUUCUUUGGCAGUGCCCUCCAAAGGAUGGAUUUUUCUUCACAUCAUACUCGUCUUCUGCAGCAGUUGGAUGAGCAAAGAAAAAGGGACUUGUUUUGUGACUGUCACAUCACAGUAGAAGGGCAGACAUUUAAAGCUCAUCGUAAUGUUCUGUUCGCAAGCAGCGGAUACUUCAAAAUGCUACUGUCCCAAAGUUGCAAGGAUGUCAGCAAACCCACAACUGCCACUUUUGACGUAUUUUCUGCUGACACUUUCACUGCCAUCCUGGAUUAUGUGUAUUCUGGCAAAUUGCCUCUGUCUGGGCAGAACGUCAUCGAGGUCAUGUCAGCAGCUAGUUACUUGCAGAUGACUGAUGUUAUCAGUGUAUGUAAGAUGUUUAUUAAAUCAUCACUAGACAUUAAUGAAAAAGACAGAGAUGGCUUCUUUAGCCUGUCUGACAAAGACAAUGGCAGCAAUGGCACUGGACUGUAUGCGGCAGGAUGGAGGACAGAAUACAGUCCAACGCACAUUCAUGAAGCUGCAGAGCACAGUGGCUUUAUUGCAGGAUACAAUUACCCUCCUCCUAUCACUUCACGGUUACAACGGCCUUUUACUAAACAUUCACGCAAACCAGAGCAUGUUCGCAAGCACCGCAGACGCUUGAUGCCAGAGCCCCUAACAUCUGCAUGUCUAACAUCGGUGCCACUAGGUGAUCUUGUGGGUGGCACUGCUGAAUGCAUUGUUCAUGAAGAUGAGAGCACACUUCAGGAAGAAGAUUCACAACCACCUGAAGAUAUGGUGUGCCCUAAAGUUGAAGAAGAGGAAGAAGGUGAUACAGCACAAAGCUGGCCGGAAUCACCCCAGCAUGGAGAAUCUGGGGACCAGGACGGCAUACCACGGGUUUCAAAGGCAGAUGAACUGUACAAAGCAAUGCCAACCAUCUUGGGUGUCAUGUCUGGUUGGAGUGAAGAUGACUUAAGUCCUGUAAGAUUUAAAUGUCCCUUCUGUACACAUACUGUAAAGCGCAAAGCUGAUCUUAAACGUCAUCUGCGUUGUCACACUGGAGAGCGCCCUUAUCCAUGUGAAGCAUGCGGGAAAAGGUUCACACGGCUGGAGCAUCUGCGCAACCAUUUCCAAACUAUACAUGAAGCUGGUAAACUUAUCUGCCGUCGCUGCAAGCUCCCGGUCACCGAGUUGACCGGGCGAGUAAUUCAGGAUGGGACAAGAAGAUAUCGUCUUUGUCACCCAUGUCUAUCAGAAGCUGGUUUGGAUAGUGUCAGCUUUGAUUUUGGGGAUGAUCAACCACUGGUGCUCCCACCUGAGAAUGAGAGGGAGCAAGCCUGGAAUUUCAAAGACGAUGUGAAAGAUGAAAAUAGCAAAGAUCGUCAAGAAUCCGAUCUGGUUAUUCAGGAAGUAGAAGACAGCGAAGAGGAAGAUGUAAAAUCUCAAAUAACAUAAAUGCUAGAAGUGGGGAGUGGACUUUGCUAUUCUUUGUGUACAGAAUAUUUCUGGGAGUGAGAUGGUGAUAUACUUAGUAUAGUGGUUUUAUCUAUGUACACAUUUGUUUUUAUUGACAUUUGUGCACCAUCACACUUUAUUUAGCAGCUGAUAUGUUGCCUUUUACUGAGUGACAUUUCAUUAGCUGUAUCUGCAUUCAUAUCAAUCAUGGCUGCUGUAGCACUUCAUCUGUAAAUAUGUAACUUUUUAUUUAGCUCUUGCAUACUCUGAAACGUUUUCAUGGCUGCAAGAAGCUGCCUUGCUGUAAAAUACAUAUGUUCAUAUUUGAAGCUUUCCAUAUAUUAUGUGAUGUUAAAUAUUUCUGAAAGUUUGUGUUAUGAAGGACUAUAAAUUUUACAUACAUCCCGUGUAUUGUAAAUGCUAAUCAUUACCCUGCUAGCCUCUGCCAGCAAUUAAAUUGUUUUACUUCUUCAUCAAACAACUAAACCAA